AUGGGAACUUGGGAUACUGUGAAAGAUUUUCGAAAAUAUGCCAAUCAAUACUUGGCUGCCUUCACAGGUACUCUUCUUAUGCUCUCGGUGGCCGCAUCCUACGGCUGGACGUCACCAACGCUGCCACUUUUGUUGUCCGAUGACUCCCCGGUGCCAAUCACGCCAGACGAAAGCUCCUGGAUCGUGUCGAUCCUGGUGCUAACGUCGAUUGCCGGCCCUGUCGCCUCCGCUUGGCUAAUAGAUGGUUUCGGGCGUAAGAUUGCCCUCCUGGUGGCGGUUAUUCCUAGCAUUGUUGGCUGGAUACUUAUCGGUGUUGGAGAAUCUGUGGCGGUGCUGUUUGUUUCCCGUGCACUCAGUGGAAUCUCGUACGGUAUGGCCUACUCUUCGAUGUCAGUUUAUCUCGGUGAGAUCGCUUCCGAUGGGAUACGCGGCUCGAUCGGAACGCUGCUCACGGUGAUGGCCAAAACGGGCAUCCUGCUGGAGUACGCCAUCGGCCCUUACGUGGGCUUCCGCACGCUGGCAUGGAUUUCGCUUGGCUUCCCGAGCGCCUUCUUCGUGCUAUUCCUAUGGCUUCCCGAGUCGCCUUACUUCUUGCUGUCCAAGCAGCGCCCGGAACAGGCGGAGAAGAAUCUAAGAUGGCUGCGCCGGUCUAGCAACGUGCAAAGCGAAUUGAAGAUGAUGCAGGCUGCCGUUGAGCGAUCGCAGCAAAAUCGAGGAACUUUCCGGGAUCUGUUAACGCGAGGCAAUAGACGCAGUUUGAUCAUCAUUCUGGGACUUGGUGCACUGCAGCAGCUGUGCGGAAGCCAGGCGAUCAUCGCUUACUCGCAGCAAAUCUUCGACCAGGUCAACAGUGGGCUUAAAGCUCACGAAUCGUCUAUCAUUAUGGCCGUCAUACAGCUUGUCACAGCGGCCCUCUCAUCCUCGAUCGUCGAUCGCGUUGGACGCCGACCGUUGCUGCUCCUGUCCACCAUCGGCUGCGCCGUGGGCACGUUCAUCGUCGGGCUUUAUUUCUUCCUCGUGCACCAAGAGGUCGAUGUGGACGGAAUAGGCUGGAUACCACUCGUCGUCAUCAUGGUGUACAUCGUGUUCUACACCGUGGGCCUCGCGACGGUGCCGUUCGCCAUUCUGGGCGAAAUUUUCCCCACCAACGUAAAGGCCGUCGCAGCGGCCAUAUACACGAUGUUUGCCGGAUCGGUGGGCUUUGGCGUGUCGAAGCUAUACCAGCUCAUUUCCGACGAAGCGGGCACGUAUGUUUCCUUCUGGAUAUUUGCCGCCUGCUCGGCAGUGUUCGUUGUAUUCGUGUUUGCGCUAGUGCCCGAGACAAAGGGCAAACCUCUCGAUCAAAUACUGAUCGAAAUGCACACCUCGACCAGUCGAAGCAUCAACUGUUGCCGCGGGAAGAAGCAACAACCUGUCUAA
Molecule: messenger RNA, 1419 nt
Organism: Anopheles coustani
Lineage: Eukaryota; Metazoa; Arthropoda; Insecta; Diptera; Culicidae
Product: facilitated trehalose transporter Tret1-like
Exons: 2
Coding region: 1-1419 (472 amino acids)
Biological process (GO): carbohydrate transport; transmembrane transport
Cellular component (GO): membrane
Molecular function (GO): sugar transmembrane transporter activity
Source: RefSeq, a predicted model, not a curated record